Athalia rosae (coleseed sawfly) is the source of this 4494-nucleotide messenger RNA. RefSeq names its product stromal interaction molecule homolog (gene Stim). Gene Ontology annotation, molecular function: calcium channel regulator activity; protein binding; calcium ion binding. Gene Ontology annotation, cellular component: plasma membrane; endoplasmic reticulum. Gene Ontology annotation, biological process: activation of store-operated calcium channel activity; intracellular calcium ion homeostasis; store-operated calcium entry. The transcript is spliced from 11 exons. Lineage: Eukaryota; Metazoa; Arthropoda; Insecta; Hymenoptera; Athaliidae. Bases 820 to 2808 code for a protein of 662 amino acids. The record is from RefSeq and is a predicted model, not a curated record.
UUGAAAAUGAUUGGAUUUUCGGCACAAAAUUGGAAAAAAUCACAGCCCACUAUAGCCUGGUGUUGGGCGGGUCUUGGAUCCCAACUUGAAUCAUCUCCAAAUUGUUUGACAGACUGGUGUUAUGUAUAUGCAUGUGUAUUACGUAUGUAUAUAUAUAGUAUACAUGAAACGUAUAUAUAUGGAUGUUGUUUUGUAUUAUUAUUGUAUCUUCAUAAGUGCAAUUUCGUCAACUGAAUUAUGUUACCCCAAUAUUUAAUUCAAAAAUAAAAAUCUUUUUAAAAUUUAUUUUUUCAAAUCGAAAAAUAUGAUUUUACAGUGGAGCUAACCUCAGAGCAACACUGGAGCGACAUAGCUUUACGUCGCUCAAGCAUCUUUUGAUCUUUUUGUAGACGAUUUGCCUAGAAUUUUUCUACCUUGUACCAUCUAGCAAUAUUGUCUAUGGUUAAUGGCCUUGAUAGAACCUGGCGACUAUCCGACCGACCGAAUCUGUGAACUAGUGUACUUAAUUUAUGCAAUAUUUAAAUAGCUGAAAUAGUUUUGCCCAACAUUUUAUCAAUUUUAAUGGCACUGCAUGCAAAUAUUAACCCGUCUACUAAUAGUGAACAUGUUAUUCCUGUAGCCAGCCGAAAGUAAAUUUCUAAAAACAAUUUUUCCGGACUCGCUCAAAAUUUAGCCCCGGUUUUCAAUAUCGUAACCUUGAAUACUGACGGCUACUAAUAAACUGUCACACCAAAUCUGGGAAUACAUGUCCGUCUGGAAUUUUUGAAAAAUUUAAAAAACUGGCGUACGGUGGCGAAAUUUCGGUGGAUCUAACCUAAGAUGCGAGCAGUCGUGAAUGCCGAAGUGAUUGGACUGUCUUCCUUCUACUUAUUGUGUUGGUGUCUUGGCCACGGAGUUGCCACUGGUGGAGCACUCGACUCCGGUACUACUUUCCAACCUGGAUCCGCCGGGUCAACUGCUCCUAAAAUAACAGCAUUUACCUCCAGUCUUACCGAUGGAUUGGCACAGGCUGUUGCCCAUGAAUCCAGUACAGAAACUUGUAACGAUGACUUGGCUUGCCUCACUAUGGCUUCCCAAGACCGAUUGGGUCUCGAAGCGAUCAAGUCGCUUCACAGCCAGUUGGAUGACGAUGCUAAUGGAAACGUGGAUCUCUCCGAAUCAGAUGAUUUUUUGAGAGAAGAACUGCAGUACGAGGCUGGUUAUGAAAGAAGACAACGUGCGUUUCAUCACAACGAUGAUAUGCAUAUCAGUGUUCGAGAACUGUGGGAAGCCUGGCUACGAUCUGAGGUUCACAACUGGACCAUAGAACAAACUUCAGAAUGGCUGACAUCUAAUGUCGACCUUCCUCAAUAUGUAUCAACAUUUAUUCAGCAUCGUGUUACAGGGGCUACCUUACCCAGACUGGCGGUUAACAACAUGCACUAUCUCAGCAAUGUUCUUGGAAUCAAGGAUCCCAUACAUAAACAGAAGAUUGCACUCAAAGCUAUGGAUGUUGUUCUCUUUGGACCACCAAAAGAUACUGGACACAGUCUCAAAGAUCUGAUUCUUAUUACGUUGUUGUUUGGAGCACUCAUUGGAUGUUGGUAUGCUUACCAGCAAAAAAAGAGUUCUCAAGAAGAUCUUUCAAGAAUGAUGAAGGAUAUGGAAAGUUUACACAAGGCCGAGAUUGCCCUCCAAGAUCUUCAGCGAGAACUUGAAAGAGCAAGAUUAGAGCAGGAAAGUGCUGCAACGGAGAAAGAGAAUUUGGAAAGACGCUUGCAAGAUGAAACUGCGGGACUCCACACAUCGUACUCAGAUCUAGAAGUCUCACAGCUUAAGUCAGAGAUUGAAAAAUUGAAAAUGGAGUUACAGCGGGCUGAGGGUGAAUUAGAGGAUCGUUGCUGGUCUCCGCCAUUAGGUCUUCAGCAUUGGUUGCAAUUAACUCAUGAAAUCGAAAAUAAAGCAUAUACAAAGAAAAAAGUAUCUGCAGAGAAGCAAUUGCAACAAGCGCGUGAAGCGUGUGAGAAAUUGAGAAAAAAAAGAUCCAGUUUGGUUGGGGCAUUUGUCUCAACUCAUGGAAAAUCGAUCGAUGAGGUAGACAAAAGUAUUGUGGAUGCUAGGACGUCCUUAAAUGAAGUCACAGUGGAACUACAGGAGAGGGUUCACCGUUGGAAACAAAUUGAAAUUCUAUGUGGUUUCAAUAUAAUCAAUAACAAUGGAUUAUCUUACCUUGAAAAUAUGUUGUAUAGAACGACAUCGAACGGCAGAGGCCUUGGGUUUAGAGGACGUAUGAGUAGUCAAGAUGAUUUGGAUGAUGACGCCAGCUCCGUGUAUUCACCGUCAACAUCAGGGGCUGCAGGUCGCAUUAUGUCUGCAGGCAUGUUGGAGAGUUUAACAUGGAAGGAAUCGUCGGUACCUCCUGAUUCAUCUGGUAGUGAAACUGGGAAGGAUACACCACCUGAAGCUGUACACUUUAUUGUGGGUGAAGGGAACGAAGAAGCUGUGAAACUUGCAUCAAAAGAAAAAUCGCACAUGUCUUGCAUGGUGCGAUCUUACAGUCAGGAUACUAACAUGGUCCUCAGUGAACCAACUACCUCAUCAUUCCUAUCCAAAACAUCAUUCUCUGACAAUUCUUUGGAUACGGCAGAGAAAUUAGGCAAUCGCAUAAACAUUGUGAAGAAGUCAUUGAAAGAUUUACCGACUGUCAUGUCCGUUGAUGACGAAACUUUAUCAACUGAUUCAAAUUCAACUGCUGAUAAUGACGAACUAAAACGAAGGCGUAGAAAGAUACACUUUCCCUUCAAAAAAAACAAAAAUAAGCUCACGUGAUGUUCGCUAGUCACUCAAAUGCUGUAUACUUAAUAAUUUGAUCCACUUAAAAGAUUGUAACUAGGUAUUAUCAUUCAUAGUUACAAUAUUGAUCUGGUAUAUUUACCUUUGACACCCACAUAAUAUUAUAUGAUAUAUUGAAAUAUGUGAAUAAUAUUGAACUUGAAUCUAAACAUAGUCGAUUAUUGUCAUUGAUCCAAGAAUUAUUAGUGAAUGAUAUUUUUCUCUUAAACGAAAAUUAAAUCGUACAAGUUGUGAUGUAUUGAUAUAAGUUUUUCAUAAUGCGACAUUUAUUUAAUGUUGAAUAUAAUUAUUAAAUUUUGUUUCUUUCCAUACUUCUCAUCUAAAAGUGAUAACAGACAAAGACGGUCUAAGCACAAAUUAUGUUUUCACUUGCGUUAUUUUACUAUUCGAGGCACCUCAAAACAAUUGUACACAAGCAUGGUAGAUAUAACAAAAAUCAGCAUCUGGCUCAUGUACGUUCUUUGCCAAAUUUUUACUGAAAAAUAUUGUAUGUGCUAGACAAAGUAAAAGAAACCCUCUUUCAUUUGGGAAAAUAGGGAUACAAAAAUAAAAAAUACUGAUUCACCGUCAACCAGUUCAUCUAAAAGACUGGAAUAUAUGAAAAAAGAAAUUUAAUAAUAUUUUUUUCUAUUAUUGUAAUGAUAGCUUGCGCUUAAUUUAUGCGAUGAAUUCCAAAAAUAACCAGUACAAUAUUUCAAAUGUCUCUAAACUCCUGGUCGAAUUGGUGCCAAGUACCGACAGUCCUACAAUGAUUAUCUAUUUCCAUUGAUUUCUUUUGUUGUUAAAAAAAAAACUGAUUCGAUCAAUUCAAAAUUAUGCAAUUCUUGGUAUCCGGAAAGUGCGAGUUGAAUACCCUUUAUAUUUGUGAUUCCAUUCAAGAGCGCACAAAUAAUAUAGAUCUGCUGGCAAUUACUGGCAAUGAAACUAGCCGUUUUUUUGUUCCCUACUACUGAAGUUUUAAUUGUGCACAUAUUGUUCAAAAUUAUGGGAAAAAGAAGGCCUUCGACUGCCUAUAGUCGACCAAACUUUAUCAGUACAUUAAAAUAAAGGGAAAGAAGAAUAAUGAUAUGAUGGAAUGUGCCUAAUAUUAUGCGUAUAUGCCAUAUUAAGCAAGGACAGUUUCUCAGUUCGUGUGUUUGUCCCCCAUAAAUAGCAACAAAUAAGAAUGUCAUAAUUCUAACAUGAUUUCCACAGUUAUAUAUGACUGAUACGUAUAUAGUAUGUAAAUACAUGGUAUAUAAAAUUAAUUCAGCAUGCUCAAUCAUUGGGGAUGUUGCGCAUAGAAUAAUUGAUGAGAUUUUGUCUCCAUUCAAUCUUGUUAAACUGGACAACAGAAAUGUACACGAGGCCCUUGUUCUGGUACACUGGGGCAAUAUCCUAUGUAUAUAAAAAAUUUUCUCCACUCACCGAGGAAAUAAAUGUUUUACUCGAAUGGUAUGGCCACUUAGUCAACACAUUGAAUAUAGCGGUUUUGGAUCCCCCCUCAGUAUCAGUUUUCAUGAGCUAUAAUGUAUUAAAAUGAUGUAUUAAAUGAACACGAGAAUAUCAACUAAAUGUAAGUAAUAUUGUUAUCUAUUAUAGGUACCUAUGUAGAAUGCAAAAUACGUCUUCCUUGUAACUGAGAAAUAAAAUUUUCCUAAAUAAAUAGUAUUCAAAUAACAA